GGUUGGGGAAAUCAGGCUCUCCAAGUAUAUCGUUUCGCGUCUCGGGUUGCGACGACUUGGGCCCCAAAAUUUAAGUAGGGGUUUAUCGAGUGAUGAGCUGUGGUGCGAUAUUUUCCUGGUCGGGUGUGGGGUUUGGGAGUGGUGGCGCAAAUAUCAUACCUGUCUGUAUCAUAGGUGUCCGAGAUGGCGGUGGGGGAGACUGCCUUGCACUGUACGGGUGGUUCUGAAAAGUAUGGUGAUUACAGCAUCAUACUGGAUUGGUUCAAGUGGACUUGAGGGAGGCUGGCACCUUUUAAUCACCCUGCCCCCAUCUUCUGCUUUUGGGUGGUUCUCUAUUGGUUGAAUUGGACUAGCUGCCGACUUGCCCUCCCCCCCCAUAACGCCCUUAACCAACCCCCUAAUAUUCUUGGUAUGGAGUGGUAUUCUUCUCUAAAUGGUUUCUCACGACUUUCCCUGCUCUGGUGCAAGGCUUUGGCCUGGAGAAACUCUGUUUGCUGUUUCGACCAUAACUUGGAAAUAGACGCCAGGAAUUAUCCCGGAUUCUGCUUGUGUGCACGAGGGACUAAUUUCCGGCGGCUACUAUCGAGGGAGGAAUGUUGGGGAAGCAGUAUGGAGGACUCCACGGCUUAUCAUAAUGUUCAGGUGGGGAACGAAUAAGGAGAGAUUGUGUGAAGCCGGUUUGAAAAUUUCGGAAGAUGGCUGAAGAAGUGCCCUUUCCCUUUAACCUUGAACCCCUCUAUUUGUGGUGACGCCGGAUGACAAAAAGGUGAGAGAUUUUGAGCAAGUGUGGGAACAAGGGAACUAACUGGGUUUAGGGUUGCUUGGUACAAGUAUCGCUCUCUGGAUUCUUUGAACGUGGAAACAUCGAAUAGGAUGAGACAAUAAGUGAAUGGGCCUUAUCAUACUUUCUGCUAAACGGCCCCUCUAAGACAACAUCUUGGCUCUUGAAAACACUGCACGAGCUUGAAUGGGGUGAAUUCGAGAGGGCCGUGUUUGCCAUAUUAGUUCGGGGGAUAUAGCCAGCAUGGAUCCGACGGCUGCCGACCACGCUAUCAUUGCUAUCGACGCCAACGCCCUAUAUUCCACAUUGCUACAUUGUCGGCCCUAAAUAGACAGGAGAUUUGCUAACGCUAUACCCGGAGAUGGAUAAUACACCCACCCUCUGGCCUUCGCUGGUCACACAGGUGGUUAACCACCUCGUGGCUUUUUUAUAUACAUCCAUCCUCACUCGCGACUCGAUCGACUUUCGAGUUUACAGUAGAUGGGUCUGCUUCUUGUGCGUAGGAGCUGCCGGGCUUCUGGUUUCUGGGGUGUCGAGACACCUUUCGGCUCUUCUUGACUAUAUGGGGUGUUCGCGAUGGAAAGAGGCUAUCUGGGUGAUAUCAUGCAAUAUCGGGGUUUUCACCUGUAUGCAUUCCAUCUACCUGAUCGCGACGAGGGAAUCGCGACUCGUUCCUGACGCCCCACCGGCUCGCAGAUCAUUCCCUGGUCCUGAGGAUCUAGAUAGAGGCGAUUAUACGAUCAAUUUAGUAGUCAAACUUGAGGCUAAUCAAACCAGGCUCGGGUCUAAUCGGAGGAGGGAAGAAGACUUUCUGGCACGUGCUGGGGAGUUGUCUCCACCCCUGCGGACUUCAGGAGAAGGUGCGGGGGACGAUGAAGAUGAAGGUAAUGCGAUGCCGCCUGGUGCUCCUCCCAGCACAGAUUUUUGGAAUUUCGCUACUCCGAAGGUUCUCUCUCCAACGAGACCCUCACAACCUAUCAUUGGUGAGUCCGGGGAGGCUACAGCACAUCCGCACACGCCCCCCCGCAUCCGGCCUGAAAACUUAUACAGGCGUCCGGUGUCUAUCCCUGGAUUUCCAAUCCAGCCUAUGACGCAAAGGAGGACAUCGAUACCAGUAACUCCAAGAGGGCGGGAAGGCAGAGGCGGGGGAACCCAGGAGGGUCAGUUGCCCGGAGGGGGACCUCGCUCAGUAUCACCGAACACAGCGAGAAAUUACCCCUUAUAUGCUGAAUAUCAGAGAACCAGACAGGUUUCUCCGCAAAUGACCUUUACGCCUGUGGGAAGCCCUACGGUAAGUAAUAUUGAGCUCUUCAUAAACCACUGAGAUAUGGAUAGAUAGACUGACACGCAUAAUAGAACCGACCCGACAGAAGUGCUCCCUCGCCUUCUGGAGAUGAGGAGGUCCCGUAAGGUGAUCUAGGCGACAACCCCGAGGACACCCCGAGGCGAGGAGAUGAGAAGUAGGGUGAGAAUUUGUGGUGUCUGUGGUUGGGGGGAUUAACAGCGAUAGCAAAGAUUAGGCUUUUGACUUGGAUGGCAAGUACGAUAUUGGAAUGACUCUAGUUUUAGAAGCUUAGUGCAAUAAAGGUUCUUUAGGUCAACACCUCCGCUUGCGUGCUCGUAUGACAGCAGAAGAGGUGAUCACCAGCUCUUCAGAAUCGUCGAUCCUCAAAAUGUCUCCCGAGUGGCGAGGGAAUGGGCAGUGA
Messenger RNA from Tuber aestivum (summer truffle), 2487 nucleotides. NCBI's taxonomy places the organism in Eukaryota, Fungi, Ascomycota, Pezizomycetes, Pezizales, Tuberaceae. The record is from the annotation of a GenBank genome assembly.